Messenger RNA from Castor canadensis (American beaver), 1938 nucleotides. RefSeq names its product ER degradation enhancing alpha-mannosidase like protein 2 (gene Edem2). Gene Ontology annotation, molecular function: calcium ion binding; mannosyl-oligosaccharide 1,2-alpha-mannosidase activity. The record is from RefSeq and is a predicted model, not a curated record. Gene Ontology annotation, biological process: carbohydrate metabolic process; endoplasmic reticulum mannose trimming; mannose trimming involved in glycoprotein ERAD pathway. Gene Ontology annotation, cellular component: membrane; endoplasmic reticulum. Lineage: Eukaryota; Metazoa; Chordata; Mammalia; Rodentia; Castoridae.
AGUCCGGAGGUGAGGGGCUGAUUUCUCAAUGCGCAUGCGUGAUGGCACGCUUUCCCGGAAGACCCAGCAAGUGCUCCCAGGAUGAGCCGGUGGCGUUGGCUGCCCCUGCUGCGGCGGCAUUGACAAGACACGACCUCUAUGCCUUUCCGUCUUCUCAUCCCGCUUGGCCUAUUGUGCGCGCUGCUGCCCCUGCACCAUGGUGCGCCAGGCCCCGACGGCACCGCGCCCGACCCCGCACACUACAGGGAGCGAGUCAAGGCCAUGUUCUACCACGCCUACGACAGCUACCUGGAAAAUGCCUUUCCCUACGACGAGCUGAGACCUCUCACCUGUGAUGGACACGACACCUGGGGCAGUUUUUCUCUGACCCUAAUUGAUGCUCUGGACACCUUGCUGAUUUUGGGGAAUAUCUCUGAAUUUCAAAGAGUGGUUGAAGUGCUCCAGGACAACGUGGACUUUGAUAUUGAUGUAAAUGCCUCCGUAUUUGAAACCAACAUUCGAGUAGUAGGAGGACUCCUGUCUGCUCAUCUGCUGUCAAAGAAGGCUGGGGUAGAAGUGGAGGCAGGAUGGCCCUGCUCUGGACCUCUUCUGAGGAUGGCUGAGGAGGCAGCCCGAAAACUUCUCCCAGCCUUUCAGACACCCACUGGCAUGCCCUAUGGGACGGUGAACCUGCUUCAUGGCGUGAACCCAGGAGAGACCCCUGUCACAUGUACAGCAGGGAUUGGGACCUUCAUUGUGGAAUUUGCCACCCUGAGCAGUCUCACUGGUGACCCUGUGUUUGAAGAUGUGGCCAGAGUGGCCCUGAUGCGCCUCUGGGAGAGCCGGUCAGAUAUUGGGCUGGUUGGAAACCACAUCGAUGUGCUUACUGGCAAAUGGGUAGCCCAGGACGCAGGCAUCGGGGCGGGUGUGGACUCCUACUUUGAGUACCUGGUGAAGGGAGCCAUCCUGCUUCAGGAUAAGAAGCUCAUGGCCAUGUUCCUAGAGUAUAACAAAGCCAUUCGGAAUUACACCCACUUUGAUGACUGGUACCUGUGGGUGCAGAUGUAUAAGGGGACUGUGUCCAUGCCAGUCUUCCAGUCCCUGGAGGCCUACUGGCCUGGUCUUCAGAGCCUCAUUGGGGACAUUGACAAUGCCAUGAGGACAUUCCUCAACUAUUACACUGUAUGGAAACAGUUUGGGGGGCUUCCAGAAUUCUACAACAUUCCUCAGGGAUACACAGUGGAGAAGCGAGAGGGGUACCCACUUCGACCAGAGCUCAUCGAGAGUGCGAUGUACCUCUACCGUGCCACAGGGGAUCCCACCCUGUUAGAACUUGGGAGAGAUGCGGUGGAGUCCAUUGAGAAAAUCAGCAAGGUCGAGUGUGGAUUUGCAACAAUCAAAGACCUCCGAGACCAUAAGCUUGACAACCGCAUGGAGUCCUUCUUCCUGGCAGAGACUGUGAAAUACCUCUACCUUCUGUUUGACCCAACCAACUUCAUCCACAACAAUGGUUCCACCUUUGAUGCGGUAAUAACCCCCUAUGGAGAGUGCGUCCUGGGGGCUGGUGGCUACAUCUUCAACACAGAAGCUCACCCCAUUGACCCUGCUGCCUUGCAUUGUUGCCGGAGACUGAAGGAGGAGCAGUGGGAAGUGGAAGACUUGAUGAGGGAAUUCUACUCCCUCAAAAGGAGAUCAAGAUUUCAGAAAAAGACAAUGCGUUCGGGGCCCUGGGAACCUCCGGCAGGACCAGGCACACUCUCCUCACCUGAAAACCAUGACCAGGCGAAGGAGAAGCAGCCUGCCAAACAGAAAACCCCACUUCUUAGCUGCCCUAGUCAGCCUUUUACCUCUAAGCUGGCAUUGUUGGGACAGGUCUUCCUAGAUUCCUCAUAACCACUGGAUGAUGUUUUAUUUUUAUUUUUUUGAGAUUAAACUAUAAUAAUGUGCUUUUGGCUAUCA